Naegleria gruberi is the source of this 804-nucleotide messenger RNA. RefSeq lists its product as uncharacterized. The transcript has 2 exons. Gene Ontology annotation, cellular component: nucleolus; preribosome, large subunit precursor. Gene Ontology annotation, biological process: maturation of 5.8S rRNA; maturation of LSU-rRNA. Gene Ontology annotation, molecular function: rRNA primary transcript binding. The annotation marks the transcript as partial. The record is from RefSeq and is a predicted model, not a curated record. Lineage: Eukaryota; Heterolobosea; Eutetramitea; Acrasida; Naegleriidae.
UUGGAAUAUUUGAAAAAUUUUGAUGAACAGGUUCAUAAAUCAAAACAAGAAACUUUGGCAGAGGAAGAAGAUAUUGACGAAUUUGAAGAAUAUUUUAAAAAUGGAAAAGAACCAAAGGUUCUCAUUACGACUCAAUAUAAUGCCAUGUUGGAUAAGGCCAAGAACGCCUCAAAGUUCACAAUGACAUUUAUUAAGGAGUUAUUGAACUGUAUUCCAAAUAGUUUUUACAUGAAAAGAAAACACUAUUAUGUGAAGCAAGUUAUUGAAUACGCCGAAAAGAAUGAUUUUACAGAUGUGAUUGUUAUUGGAGAAAGAAACAACAAGCCUUCAUCAUGUUUACUCAUUCACUUACCAACUGGACCAUGUGCUACAUUUAGACUUUCAUUCCCAAAACUUAAGAAGGAUUUGAGAAAUAUUGCCAAAGUGGAUAGAAACUAUUGUCAAAAGUUUUAUCCAGAAUUGAUUUUAAAUAACUUUACCACAAGAUUGGGUUAUAGAGUUGCUAGAAUGUUCCAAGCAAUUUUCCCACAAAAACCUAAUUUUACUGGUAGAAGAGUUGUGACCAUGCACAAUCAACGUGACUUUAUAUUCUUCAGACACCACAUUUAUAAUUUCUAUGAUGUUGAUGAAAAGAACAAAGAUCGUGCCAAGUCUGUAACUGUAACUAAGGGUGUAAAAAUUCAAGAAGUUGGACCUCGUGUUACUUUCCGAUUACAAAGUUUACAAUUGGGUAAAUUUGAUAACUUGUUUGGUGAAUUUGAAUGGUACGGAAGAAAUGAACUUGUUGUUGAUAAGAAACAAUUU